GGGCAUGAAGACCCCGGCGGCGGGCAGCGCAGAGCUUGGGGCGUCCGGGGAUCUUCCGCGCCCGCGGUAGGGCGGCGCCGCCCCCCCCCCCGUCCCUGUCCCUUCCUCGACCCGGAGCGGGGACUGCGCGGGGACUGCGCAGCGCCAGCACCGCCUCGCUCCGCGCAGCGCGGCUGCCCCGGAGCCCCCGGCAUGGAGCGCCUGCUCAACCUCAGCUGCCUCGCCGAGGCGACGCCAGACGCCGGCAACCGGAGCGGGUCCUCCAGCGGCCCGGACGGCAGUCGGGUGCAUCUCUCUGUCUUCAGCGUUCUGGUCCUCACUUUGUUGGCCAUGCUGGUGGUGGCCACUUUCCUCUGGAACGGGCUGGUCCUGGCCACCAUCCUUCGGGUUCGCAGUUUCCACCGGGUGCCCCAUAACCUGGUGGCCUCCAUGGCCAUCUCUGACGUGAUGGUAGCAGCCUUGGUCAUGCCCCUCAGCCUGGUGCAUGAGUUAUCAGGGCGUCGGUGGCGGCUGGGCCGAUUGCUCUGCCAGGUGUGGAUCUCCUUUGAUGUGCUGUGCUGCACCGCCAGCAUCUGGAAUGUCACAGCCAUUGCCCUUGACCGCUACUGGUCCAUCACCCGCCACCUAGAGUACACGCUCCGCACCCGGCGCCGCAUCUCCAACAUCAUGAUCGCCCUCACCUGGGCGCUCUCUGCCUUCAUCUCCUUGGCCCCGUUGCUUUUUGGCUGGGGAGAGACUUACUCGGAGAACAGUGAAGAGUGCCAGGUCAGCCAGGAGCCUUCCUACACCAUCUUCUCCACCUUUGGCGCCUUCUACCUACCCCUCUGUGUUGUGCUCUUUGUGUACUGGAAGAUCUACAAGGCUGCCAAGUUUCGAUUUGGGUCUCGGAAGAGCAACUCCAUCACCCCCAUUGCACCAGAAGCCAUGGAGGCAAAAGAAGCUGCCCAGCAGCCACAGAUGGUCUUCACUGUCCGUCAUGCCACUGUUACAUUCCAGACGGAUGGAGACACAUGGAGAGAGCAGAAGGAAAAGAAAGCUGCCCUCAUGGUGGGCAUCCUUAUCGGGGUCUUCGUGCUCUGCUGGAUCCCCUUCUUCAUCACGGAGCUCAUCAACCCCCUCUGCUCGUGCAACAUCCCACCCAUUUGGAAGAGUAUUUUUCUAUGGCUAGGCUACUCAAACUCCUUUUUUAAUCCACUCAUCUACACUGCCUUCAACAAAAACUACAACAAUGCCUUCAGGAACCUAUUCUUUAGACAGCACUGAGCAGAGCAAGAUUUCCUGCUGUCCCAGGAAGCUGAUUUCAACUGUCAGUGGAUCCUACCAAGUUCUUGAGGAAGUUGGGAGCCACAGAAACCGAGGUGAUGCUCAACACACAUUCCCAUGGGCUGUAUGUCCCAGCAGCAGUCCUGGUUCCUUCGCAGAUUCACCAUCUCAGUCUCUAAGUCACCUGCUAUUUUUACUGCAAAUAGCAUGUACAAGUUCCUCUGGCCAGCAGCAUGGCAUUCCUCUUGCAGUGUCCCACUGCUUUCCUCCUGCCUUCCUAGGGCCGACGUGUUUGGUGGCAGCAGUGGUGCAGAGGAGUCUUCUAGCAGGAGUAACAGCCUGGUUUGGCCACUGCUAGUGUCUCACAGCACUGCUCAGCUUUGUCCCUGUGCAAAGCUGAAACCUUUUUGUGUCAGGAGGUUUUGUGACUGUACCUGAAGUCAGAUAUUUUAUGGCUUGACUGAAAAGGCCAUUUGUCCUCUCUUUCACCAGGAGAGAUUGUUCAGUGUUUGCAUUUGGGGAACAAAACGCUCAGUAAGGGUUAAGGGCAGACUCCCAAGUACAAAGCCUUUUCUCACAUACCUUGGCAACAAGGGAUUGUGCUAUUUACUACUGGAUUCUGUGCAGUGAGUUUUUUAAAACAAUACUUGUUGUGAAAGCUUAAUGCAUGGUGCACCCUGGGCAGGAGAGAGAGCAUGGGAAAUCCACCUCUUGGGCUCUGACCGAUACAUGUAAGCAUCUGCCUCAGACCUUAAGUUUCAGAAACAUCAGCUGUAAAUACGUUAAUCUUGUGUCUGUGCUUCCCAUUCUAAACCAUCAAUGUGUUUUAAGGAGCCAAGGGGUAGGUUUCCUGUAGUUGCAGGAGAUGGAAGGAGUGUAUUUCAAAUUGCUUGUCAAUGAGGAGCUGUAUUUUACUGUUUCUGAGUGCAAUUCAGCUCUUCUUGAAACCAAAGGAAGCUUCCCACUCUGUUUCUGUGAGGACUGGACUGUUUGCAGAGGGCCUUUAAUGACUGAUGAUGUUUCAUUCUAGAAGCAUAACCAAACCAUAGAGACUCUUUGCGGUGAG
Molecule: messenger RNA, 2329 nt
Organism: Pogoniulus pusillus (Red-fronted tinkerbird)
Lineage: Eukaryota; Metazoa; Chordata; Aves; Piciformes; Lybiidae
Gene: HTR5A
Product: 5-hydroxytryptamine receptor 5A
Exons: 2
Coding region: 193-1263 (356 amino acids)
Biological process (GO): adenylate cyclase-inhibiting serotonin receptor signaling pathway; chemical synaptic transmission; G protein-coupled receptor signaling pathway, coupled to cyclic nucleotide second messenger
Cellular component (GO): plasma membrane; dendrite
Molecular function (GO): G protein-coupled serotonin receptor activity; neurotransmitter receptor activity; serotonin binding
Source: RefSeq, a predicted model, not a curated record